AUGAAAAAGCAAAAGGCUAGUUCAUCGUCACGAACAUCUGCAGUGUUAAAUUUCUCUCUGAACCAUCUGUUGAAUGAUCUGUUGAUUGAAAUUCCAACAGCAAAAUGUGCCAUUGGCUUCCAGUUGGUCUCGAAAAGUGCUUGGGAGCUCAAGGACUAUCGAGAGUAG
Molecule: messenger RNA, 168 nt
Organism: Dovyalis caffra
Lineage: Eukaryota; Viridiplantae; Streptophyta; Magnoliopsida; Malpighiales; Salicaceae
Source: the annotation of a GenBank genome assembly